UCUCCGAGUGCAGGAUAUCGUGGUGGCAUGCUCAACUCGUCUUGAUUUCAUUCAUCUUAACGACUGUUAACAUUUGGAACGUUUUGAAUAGCUUUUUUAAUAGCAUAUUCUCUUAUUAAGGCAUGGUGUGCGCCUGGCUAGGGCUAUUCCCAUAGAAUAUAAUCCAUUCUAUGUCUAUGGCUAUUCAAACAGGGAGAGCCCUGCCAGCGAUAGUCAAAUUGUUUGCUGAGCUGAGACGAAAAUGUAGGAUGUGUCCCAGGGUUGAACGGUUUUGGUUAUGGCUAAACGGAUGCUAUUGCUCUACUAUGCUUAAACGCGCCUUCUGGCGUUUAAUUAUACUCCCCAUACAUGCUUGGAGAUUGAUCAUCCAAAAUUGUCCUCCUGAUCAUCCAGGACUCAUCCAGGACACCAACGAGUACUACUGCGAGUACGACUCAACAUGGGAGGAUCCAACAAGUGAAGAAACAAGUCGUAAGAGAACCAACAAUUACACCAUUCAGUCAACAAGGCAACGAGAUGAUAGGCGUAUGCCUAAUUUACAGUUCUACCUUGGACAGAGGGCCUCCUCCCCUGAUGGUAUCUACAUUGAGGACUUUCACAAUAACUGGUAUGGGGAUUAUUCAAAACUGGAAAGAGUUCACUCAUACAUCCAAUGGUUGUUCCCUCUUCAAGAACGAGGAAUGAAUUAUCAAGCCAAAGAACUCACCAAGAAGGAAAUUGAGGCUUUCCUUCAAGAUGAAACUGCGAAGAAGAGGCUGGUCAAGUCCUACAAACUCAUGCUGGACUUCUACGGCAUCCAGCUGUCAAAUGACACAACAGGGGAAGUGCGACGGGCAAAUAACUGGCAUAAGAGAUUUGACAACCUGGACAGAAACACACACAACAACCUGCGCAUCACCCGCAUCCUGAAGUGCCUGGGCACUCUGGGGUUCCCCCACUACCAGGCCCCACUCGUCCGCUUCUUCCUGGAGGAAACUGUCAAAGGCAAGCUGUACAAUGUGAAGGAGAGCGUGCUCAACUACUUCAUCUUUGCUGUCAUUGAUAAGCAAGAGCGCAGGGAUCUAGUUGAGUAUGCCUACAAGCACUAUGAGCCCAAACAUGAGUUUGUGUGGUGCCCCAAGAAGAUCCAGAUGACUUUCUCAAAUGGAGAAGAAUUCUCAGAUAAUAGGCAAACAAUGGCAGGCCAUUAUCAGCAUGGUAACUACUGAGAUGACAGAGAUGUCAGUGACGACCUAUCUAUUCCUCGCAAUGCUAUUGUUAGCACAGCUGAUUCCUUUCGGCACCCUGUUCCAAGAUUGGUUUCCCCCAAAAAUGAUGAUUUGGCCCCUGAGCGUGCAUCAAUUAGGCAUUAUGAAGAUGUUCCAAAGUAUGUAGCUACUCGCUCUACAGGGCACUCACAUACUGCCCAAGGUAAUGUAAAGACUCGGUCCCCCACCAAAGAUGUUUUAAAUAAUCACGGAAAUGAGAAAAUAGAGAGUGCACCCACUAAAGAUUCAGAAGGCAAGAACAAUUCAGUGAAAGAGCGAGCCACUUAAUAAAGAGGUUUCACUGAGUCAGUUAAAGACCGAAUGCUCAGCAAUUGAGCAAUCUACUCAACAGGUAUCCCAGAGGCCGGAUAAGACCACUGAGGGUCCAGCCAUAGACCUAUGUCCUAAAGACCCAUCCCGGAGCCAGGUUCAGACCACUGAGGGUCCAGCCAUAGAGCUAUCUCCUCAUAAGGUACCCCAGAGCAAGGUUAAUAAAGCCAGAACCAGAGAUGCACCAAAGAGCUGCCGCGCCAAAAAGCCUAGAAUUGGGGAAAUUACCAAAACAGUUUCGGAGAGCACCAGUAAAACAAAUAAGAAUCCUCCUACCAGAGAAAAGCAAUAGUAUCUGAACAUUAAAUAGGUGUUUAAUGUAACAGUGGAGAUAUGAAUAAGAUGAGUGUAUUCAUCCAAAUAGGUAGAUUGUGAAGCAACCAGAAACCAGAGGGCAUAAAAGCAAAGGGGAAGGGGAAGAUUUUGAUAUUUUAAUAAAGUAUAAUGAAAUUAUAAUUGACUUAUGUAUACGUAGUAUCAGUGGUGUAUAGUACUUAAGUAAAAAGCAUUUUAAGGCUGAGGCCAUCCUUCGUAGGACCAUCGUUAAAUCUCAGAGCUAUUUCCCAAAACCAUUGUUAUUAAUUAAUGUUGCACUUGAAAACGGUUGUAAUCUAACGUCUGCCUGAGACCACCCGUAUAACAGCUAACGUUAAGUGCGUCGCUAGAUGCUUUUUUGCCCUCCCGCGUCACUUUAUACAGAGAUCUCCACUAAACAUAGAAACAAAUGGUUUAUCCGUCAAUUUCAGAACAAAGUUGACUACAAAUACGUUGUCAAUGUUUUUGCAAUUAACACACAAGCAACGUAUAAAAAGAGCGCUGCCUUUCUUUCGAUCCUAUCAGUAUCGACACAUGCUCCAAAGACCACUAGCGAACGUUCUUUCUGCAAACGUUCUUACUGCAUGGGGUUUUGGGAAACGCGUGAUGCAUCAUUGUCCGAUGUAGGGCAAGAUACAUCAUUAAAACAUUAAAACACCUAAAUUCCAUCGCUAUCGGGAAACCAGGCCCUGGUCAGUCACUGUUUUUAAUGAUCAUUCUUGCUUGCCUUUUUGGAGGGUAACUUCACCACUUUUCAACCUCAUUUUCAUUAUCUCCACCACAAUACCA
Salvelinus sp. IW2-2015 is the source of this 2681-nucleotide messenger RNA. RefSeq names its product opioid growth factor receptor-like. Lineage: Eukaryota; Metazoa; Chordata; Actinopteri; Salmoniformes; Salmonidae. Gene Ontology annotation, molecular function: opioid growth factor receptor activity. Gene Ontology annotation, cellular component: membrane. The record is from RefSeq and is a predicted model, not a curated record.